Trichobilharzia regenti is the source of this 548-nucleotide messenger RNA. The record is from the annotation of a GenBank genome assembly. NCBI's taxonomy places the organism in Eukaryota, Metazoa, Platyhelminthes, Trematoda, Strigeidida, Schistosomatidae.
AACGCUGAUUUUAUGAAGUGUUGCUGAAACUUAUCUCUUUUAUUUUUAUGUUAAUAUAAUGUCCGAGGAUUCUGAAGAACCACAGGAAUAUUUUGAAAGGCUUUGGCCACUUAAGAGAUAUGACAAAAUAAUCGAGAGGCUCUCCACUCCAACUUUUAGUUGUAGCACGACAGAGAAAUUGCCUCCAUUGCCUCCUGUAGUGAAACCGGAGGCCCCAUCUUCUCUCUAUGCUAUGGUAACGAGAAACGCCCGUCAUCCUCCGUUGAUGAACCCCUUUUCUUUGACACAAGCAUCACCAUUCAAGGAACAGGAGCACUGGCGUUCACCUAGCCAGUCUAUUGGAAAUAACUUUUCACCAAAUGCUGCCAACUUAUCUAUGCGAAGUCUGGCAAAGUACAGCAACUUAUCUAAAAACUGUGUGAAGAAAGACAAAGAAGACGAUGUCUCCCAUCGCAGGUAAAAUUUUCACCAUGUUGUUUGGCAUAAUAAAUAUCAACCAACCUAACGACUUUCACACAAACCCAUAAUUGUUUUGAGUUACCUAAGAC